AUCGUUGCUCCAACCGCUGCAGAACUACAGGACAUGGAAAAGGAAGGACUUCUGGAUUCUCUGGUCAGCUCAAACCCAUCACUUUCAGAUAUGGUGUUGUCUGUGAAGCUUUCCAUGCUUCAGAGCAGCAUCACUCUGACUGAAAUCAGCGGAACGAGUGCUUCAAGCACGGGCAGCAGCGAACUCACGUCGGCAAUUGAUUCCAUGUCAUCGACUUUGGCGACAGCAGGAGAAUCUUUGCUCACUGUAAACAUGGCCUCUCCGCAACAAAUGACUUCAGCUGCGAUGCAGGUUUCAGGGCUCUUCUCUGCUGUUCCUGCAGGCAGUCCCGCGGUGGCAGCCAUCAGUCCGUCGCUUCUUUUGGCAGCCAGCGCCAUCUUCGAGGUUUGCAAAUUAGAAGCUCUACGGUGCGUCAACGCUACCACAGCCGGAGUGUCCAAUAAAACCGAGAGGGUUCUGUACUCCACGAUCUUACCUUCGCCGAGUUCAGAUUUUUCCUUUGUGGAAAUUCGCAUGGAGGAUUUCUCUGAGCCCCCACCCGGACUGCACUAUAUCAUUGGCAGAACGAUGAAACCCAGCUUGAUCAAGGGUUACUUCGAACCCGGAAACGUGGCCCGUAUUGCAGACUUGCAACGCAUGGAUGAGUUCUACGUGAAUGUGUUGACGUGGCCGAACGGAACUGGGCCUAUUCACGUCGGAUUGUUUGAGCUAAAAGAUGGACUAGUUCUCGAAGAAGUGAUCAAGCAAUCGAAUUGGGAUAACUUGCCGUCAUUCUUCAAAGCAAAUUUUUCGAAGAACUACUGUGUUCGGGUCACCGACGGAGGUGUCAAUUACUUCAACGGAACCGGUUGGAACAACCGCGGAAUAAAAGUGAAGGCAAUAACUCCGACUGGCAUUGUUUUUACAACGAGCCAUUUGAGUACCUUCGGGUCGGGCUUCUUCGUCCAACCGAAUGCCAUCGAUUUCAGC
This is a messenger RNA of Notodromas monacha, 969 nucleotides long. The record is from the annotation of a GenBank genome assembly. Lineage: Eukaryota; Metazoa; Arthropoda; Ostracoda; Podocopida; Cyprididae.